CCGAUUUCGUCCAUUACGCACUACAGAGUGAUUCCGCUGUACAGCGCUGCAGUCCGCACCAAGCGUCCAUCGCCGCCUUCCUAUAGUAGCUGCUGUAUUUCAAUGGCGCGGACACUACCACUGCUUUUCCUGAGCAUCCAUGUCGUCGUGCUGAAGUGCGAUCCCGGCCUGUUAGUGGACAUUGUUGUCGACCGUUAUGAUAUUCCCAGAGUCUGUCCACGAGAAGUGCAAACAGAGGAUUUUGUACGGUAUCAUUUCAACGGUACAUUCUUCACAGACGGUAAAAAGUUUGACUCCAGUUAUGACCGAGGUACUGCCUUUGUCAGUCAGGUGGGCCUGGGCAGGCUCAUCACAGGAAUGGACAGAGGGAUGCAGGGCAUGUGUGUCAAUGAGCGCAGGAAGAUCACCGUCCCACCACAUCUUGCCUAUGGAAGCAUGGGAACAGGUGGUGUUAUCCGUCCUGAUGCUGUCUUGCUGUUUGAUGUUCUCCUACUGGACAUCUGGAACAGCGAGGACAAGGUCCAGACCCGCACCCUCAGCGAACCUGCCAGCUGCAAACGGACUGCUGUGGCAACAGACUUCAUUCGUUACCACUAUAAUGGCACCUUGCUCUGCGGCACGCCGUUUGACUCCAGUUACUCGAAGAAUACAACGUAUGACACCUACGUAGGGCAGGGUGACAUCAUCAAAGGAAUGGAUGAGGGCCUGCUGGGAAUGUGCGUCGGAGAGAGGCGGAUCAUCAUCGUCCCACCUUUCCUGGCCUAUGGGGACAAGGGUUAUGGCACCCUGAUCCCUCCCCAUGCUACGCUGGUGUACGAGGUGUUGGUGGUCGAUUUGUUCAACCCUAAAGAUGACCUGAUUGUGGAGGUGAAGGAGAUGCCUGAAUCCUGCACCCGCAAGACAAAGGUCGGAGACUACGUCCGGUACCACUACAAUGGCACCUUCCAGGAUGGCUCCGCCUUUGACUCGAGCUACCAACGUAAUUCUACCUACAACACCUACAUUGGCAAGGGCUACGUGAUCUCAGGAAUUGACAAAGCCCUGCAGGGCCUAUGUAUGGGCGAGAAGCUGAGGGUUACGGUGCCACCCCACAUGGCAUACGGAGAAAAUGGUGUCAGAGGCCUGAUUCCCAGCUCUGCCGUGUUGAUCUUUGAUGUUCACAUCAUUGAUUUCCACAACCCCAAUGAUCCAGUCAAUGUGAAGGUCACUCACAAGCCUCAGGAAUGCAACAUGACCAGUGAAGCUGAUGAUCUGAUUCAGUAUCGUUACAAUUGCUCCAUGAUGGAUGGUACUCUACUGUACUCCUCUGACCACUACCACUCGCCUGCUGUUGCGACUCUGGGAGCAAACACAGUCAUCCAGGGGCUCGAUGAGGGUCUGAAGGGCAUGUGUGUGGGCGAGAGGAGAGAGGUGACAGUUCCACCUCACUUGGGCCACGGUGAAAAUGGAGCCAAAGAUGUUCCCAGCAACGCAGUGCUUUUCUUUGAGCUGGAGCUGCUGGAGCUGCAGAAGGGGGUGCCUGAGGGCUACAUGUUUGUGUGGCUGGAAGACACCCCAAAUGACCUUUUCCCCACCAUGGACCUCAACGGUGACAAAAAAGUGCCUCUGGAGGAGUUUUCAGACUUCAUCAUGCUCCAAGUUAAAGAAGGGAAGGGUCGCUUGCGGCCAGGGAUGGAUGCCAACAAGAUCAUCAAGAACAUGUUUGACUACCAAGACCAUAAUAAGGAUGGGAAGAUUGUACCAGAUGAGCUGAACGUCAAAGUGGAUAAGGACUCAAACAAAGCAGGACAUGACGAGCUGUGAAAAGGCUGCAGAUGUCAAAAUGUGGCCCGGGAGCCCAGACACAUGUUUGUAACUGUUUUAAAAAAUAAGUUUGUGGUUCGAAAACAUUUAUAAAAUUAGGGCUGAAUUUAGGCAGUGCAUCUUGUUAAACUUUCUGUUUUCACAACCAUUUGAAUAAGAUCAAAACCAGUUGCAGAGACUUUACAAUGGUGACAGCAAAGAUAAACAUCAUACAAUAGCGGUGUCCAUGGUAAGGAUUGUUGGUGUGAUAUAUUUGAAAAUGUGACAGAAAGAAAAAACAUUCAGAGAAAGUUUGAUGUUUUUCUGUAAUAAGGAUAUAUUGCCUUCAUCAUUUAUGGAGGAUGGACCCAUCAUGGGCUGGUUCCAUUAUCCAAGAACCAUCAGACAGUUCAUUUCUGGUUGAUGAGCCAGUCAUGGAUGUUAUGCCUUAGAAACGUUCCAGGAAUAUAAAAAUGUUAUGACCAGGGAUUUUGUAUAUUAGAGUGGCUAUUUUGUGCAAUACCAGAUUUUUUUUUAAUAAUAAAGCUGCUAUGUGUUGUCAGAUCUGACUGUUACAGUGUCUCUCCUCUAUAAAUUCUACUAAGAAUAUAUAUUAUAUUUGUUACACGGCUUUGUUGAAUACUCGAUUCCGAUUGGUCAAUUACGGCAUUCUGCGGUCUGUUAUUUCUGAAUAGCAGGCCGCUGCUGUGAAUAACAGACCCUUGCUGUAACUGUCUGAGACAUGUUUAUUUUGUUUCUGUAAUAAAUUCAUGGUUAUUGAGUUCAUCCAGCCAUUAUAAAAAAAAAGAUUAAAAAUGUAAUAAGUGGUUAAAGGGGUGUAACAUUGAUUAAAAAAACUGAAAUAUACCACGGUAAAUUAAUGUUAAUUUAAAAAAACAGUGCCCUUUAUGCAAGGUUUAUUUGAAAUGAGAGCGUAAUGGGUCACAUGACCAGAGUUUAGUUAAGGGUGUAGCCGUUGCAUCAUGGGUUAGAACCAACAUGGAUGCAGCGGAAAGACUUCUCUGUAUAUCCAUCCAUCCAUCUGUUAUCCGAACCGCUUAUCCUAAUCUCAGGGUCAUGGGGAUGCUGGAGCCUAUAAAAGCAGUCACUGGGCGGCAGGCGGGGAGACACCCUGGACAGGCUGCCAGGCCAUCACACAGGGCCCACACACACACACCUAGGAACAGUUUAGUAUGGCCGAUUCACCUGACCUACAUGUAUUUGGACUGUGGGAGGAAACCGGAACACCCGGAGGAAACCCAUGCAGAUACGGGGAGAACAUGCAAACUCCACACAGAGGAUGACCUGGGACGACCCCCAAGGUUGGACUACCCUGGGGCUCGAACCCAGGACCUUCUUGCUGUGAGGUGACCAUGCUAACCACUGUGCCACCGUGUCGCCCCCAUCUUUGUAUACGGCCCCCAAAAUAACUAUUCUACAUGUGGUUCAAGAGGCGCACACAGUAAUUGUCCUCCAUUUGUUUUAUAUUUGUGUAUAAUGUUAGAUGAUGUGGCUUUACAUAGACAAUAUGAUACGUUUUCAGUGAUUUUAUUUGAUUUCAUCGCAUUUCUGUUGUGCUAACGUUUGGGCCUGUUAAUCAACAGACACUAGCUUGAGAGACUUAGAGUUGUAUAUUUUAACUUUGUCUUUUAUUUUCUUGUAGUUUUCCUGGUGUCUGCUGACGAUAAAGAGCGAUAUAUAAAAUAAAUCUUCA
Molecule: messenger RNA, 3496 nt
Organism: Lampris incognitus (smalleye Pacific opah)
Lineage: Eukaryota; Metazoa; Chordata; Actinopteri; Lampriformes; Lampridae
Gene: fkbp10a
Product: FKBP prolyl isomerase 10a
Exons: 11
Coding region: 103-1803 (566 amino acids)
Molecular function (GO): peptidyl-prolyl cis-trans isomerase activity
Source: RefSeq, a predicted model, not a curated record